AUGGCUUCGUCAGCUGCAGCAACUACCGCUACUACUCUCUACAAGCCCGUUCUGACGCGCCUGUCAGAAUGGCUCGCAUGGUACGCUGCCCUGAAAAAGGUCGAUGGCGACAGGAAGCUCGGUGAAGCCGUUGACAUCAACAACACCACCUGGCUCCCGCUCCCCGAACUCAUCUUCUACGACUUGAACACUUCCUCGAUCAUCGCUAACCUCAAGCCACACCUCGCAUCGCUGAAGAAAAGCGACAUCGUCAGGAAGCUACAUACCCUGGUUUCAAUGUCUAAAGGAGAAGAGGUUGAAAGAGCCCGGGAGGCAUAUACAUGCCCUUACCGGCCUGAUGCCGCCUUCCACAAGCCUGAGAAGUGCUGGGCCCUACAGGAGGUCAUUACGGGCAAGAAAGGCCGGCAUAACGUCCCGAAGAAAAGGCUGGACUACGCCCGUGAGGAACUAAAGAAGCCUAAGUGGAAAGAACUGGCCCAGAAGAUUAGAAAGGUUUCUACGACCGAAGAAGGAGAAGGCUGGCCGAAGAACUUCGUAGCUGCGAUCUUUACGGUCAACGCAGUCAACUACGGCCCUCACCCUCUCUCACAAUCUAUCAUCUUCGAUAUAGGCGCUUCAAUCUACGUCGUCAACUCCAAGGCUCUACUGAAGCCCGGCACGUUCACGCCCUCUACAGACGAAGACUUUAUACAAGUCGGCGAUAGCUACCUAGCUAUUGAAGGCAGAGGCACCUGGUUCAUUAAGAACGCCCUCAACGGUCCGAACGGAAUGAACACGGUUGAUCUAACCCUCGAAGAUAUGGCCGUUAUUGCAGGCUUCCACGUCAACAUCGUCUCAGACACUGUUCUCUAUAACAAGGCCAAAUUCUGGCUUGCAGGCUUCGAUAAUACGAUUAGGUUCGGGACUCUGAAGAAGAAUAAGCACCUCAUAGCUAUUAAGGACGAAUAUAGCGGCGGUAUCUGUGUCUUCUCGAUGGCCAAGAAGAACCACUCGGUAGAAAUAAUCAUUGACUUUGAAGCCUGGGUCAAAAGGUAG
Messenger RNA from Lasiosphaeria miniovina, 1035 nucleotides. RefSeq lists its product as uncharacterized. The transcript has 3 exons. Lineage: Eukaryota; Fungi; Ascomycota; Sordariomycetes; Sordariales; Lasiosphaeriaceae. The record is from RefSeq and is a predicted model, not a curated record. Bases 1 to 1035 code for a protein of 344 amino acids.